Alnus glutinosa is the source of this 1237-nucleotide messenger RNA. RefSeq lists its product as uncharacterized. Lineage: Eukaryota; Viridiplantae; Streptophyta; Magnoliopsida; Fagales; Betulaceae. The transcript has a single exon. The coding region runs from base 90 to 1022 and encodes 310 amino acids. The record is from RefSeq and is a predicted model, not a curated record.
ACUCUCACUCGUUCCCUCUCACCCUCACUCUUUGGUUUUCAAACUCGGAAGAGCAUUGAAGAAGAAGCUCAAAGACCCAAAAGAAAGACAUGGGGUGUGUGUCUUCCAAUCUGCUCAACCACGAGGACGAGUUUACCCAACUCGGAAGCUCCGCACUGAGUCACCACAUCGUCUCGCUCACCUCCACCACCUAUGGCCUGCUCACUCUCGACCCACCAUCAUCUCACUCAACCACGCCGUCACCGACAACCCCACCGACCCCACCUUCUCGGUUCACCCUCGGCUCCAUCUUUUCCGAAUCCAAGUCUCUUUGGUCCGAGCCCAGGCCCCCCAUCCUCCGCUCGGACCCAGCCGAGGUCAUCAACUCCUGGGAGCUCAUGGCCGGCCUAGAGUACACCGCCGACAGCUUCCGCUUCUUCAAAGACUCAAACAAAGCCAACAAAGAGAACUCCGACCCGAACCGUAUGAAAAGCGACAACCUUUGGAGACCCUCUUCGGUCCUGGACAAGUACGAGAGGUUAUGCCCGCCCAAGGGAGAGAACAGAGUGGUGAUCUACACGACGACGUUGCGGGGCGUGCGGAGGACUUUCGAGGCGUGCAAUGCAGUGAGGGGUGCGAUACAAGGGUUCGGAGUGUUGGUCUCCGAACGAGAUAUAUCAAUGGACCGCGGGUUCAGAGAGGAGCUGAGGGAGCUGAUGAGAGGGAAAGCAGAGAGAGACGCAAUGGUGCCCCCGAGAGUGUUUGUGAAGGGGAGGUAUGUGGGUGGGGCGGAGGAGGUGUUGAAAAUGGCGGAGGAGGGUUUGCUGGGUGAGCUUCUUGAUGGGCUGCCAAAGAAGAGAGGUCUUGGCGUGUGCGAAGGGUGUGGGGACGUGAGAUUCUUGCCCUGUUUUCAGUGCAGUGGGAGCUGUAAGAUGGUGAUGGUGGUGAAGGAGGGAGUGGGUCAGCCACACGGCAGCACUGUGGUGGUGAGAUGCCCUGAGUGUAAUGAGAAUGGCUUGGUGCUCUGCCCCAUCUGUAGCUGAUCAGUUCAACUACCUUGUUGACCAUCUGCUUGGGUUUUUUUUUUUUUAUAUAUAUAUAUAUAUAUAAAUCCAAUCUAUUAAUCACAGAGUAAGAUUUACCCAAAUUUCACUCUUUUGAACUUUGUGUUGAAAUCAUAUUCUGUUGUGCUGUAAUUUGGUUUAUCUGUAAUAUGUAGUGGAAUAAUAGAAAAGUAAGCUGAAUUAUAUUCUCACUA